AUAGAGCAAACUUUGUCUGCCAUCACGUGGACUAGUCUCUCUCUCUCUCUCUCUCUCUCUCCUCUUUCACACUCUUCUCAGCUCCUCUCUGAUCACCAUCGGCUCCGGAGAUCUCUAAUUCACUGUAAUGUUUUUUGCUUAAAGGUGUCAACUUUCUUCUUCUUUUGCUGGGUUACGAAUGGGUUUCAUCUCGAGGAAGCUCCUUCCGGCUUGUGGGAACAUCUGUGUUUGCUGCCCGGCGCUCCGGCCCAGUUCCCGGCGCCCUGUCAAGCGUUACAAGAAGCUUCUUGCUGAGAUCUUUCCCAAAUCCCUUGAUGGCCCUCCAAACGAAAGGAAAAUCUUGAAGCUUUGUGAGUAUGCUACCAAGAAUCCAAUCCGCAUCCCUAAGAUUGCCAAGUAUCUCGAGCAAAGGAGCUACAAAGAAUUGCGGACUGAGAAUGUCAACUCGAUCAAAAUUAUCAUAGAAGCCUAUAGCAAACUGCUUUCCAUUUGCAAGGAUCAAAUGGCAUAUUUUGCUGGCAGCUUGUUGAAUGUUAUCGUUGAACUGCUGGAUAACAAGCAUUCAGAUACUAUAAAAAUUCUCGGAUGCCAAACUCUAACAAGAUUCAUAUGUAGUCAGGCAGAUAGCACCUAUACACACAAUAUUGAAAGUUUGGCCAGUAAAGUAUGUUCACUGGCUCGUCAGAGGGGGGAGAGAUGCAAAAGUCUUCGUGCUGCAAGCUUGCAAUGCUUGUCAUCAAUGGUUUGGUUCAUGACUGAGUAUUCCCACAUUUUUGCUGACAUAGAUGAGAUUAUCCGUGUUACCUUGGAUAACUAUGGAGCAGAUGAGGACAUUGAGGGUAGUGGCGAACGACGUGAGUCGGACCAUCAUUGGGUAGAUGAAGUGGUUAGAUGUGAAACAAGAGGUGGUGCACUUAUUUGCAAUGAUUUUAACCCAAUUAAUAUGACCAUGAGACCUCAUCCCGAGAUAAAGGAUUCUUCUAUGCUAACCAGAGAGGAGAGUGAGAAUCCUAAAGUUUGGGCUCGAAUUUGCAUAAACAAGCUGGCUGAGUUGGCCAAAGAAAGCACGACAAUGCGUAGACUGUUGGAUCCUAUGCUAGUCUACUUUGACAUUGGAAAACACUGGCCCCCUCUGAAUGGGCUUGCUUUGAUUGUUUUAUCUGACAUGGCUUACUUUGUAAAAGGCUCAGGAAAUGAGCAAGUGAUCUUAACUGGUAUUAUCCGCCAUCUGGACCAUAAAAAUGUUGUGCAUGAUCCUCAAACUAAAGCAGAUAUAGUGCUGGCUGCUACUUCCUUGGUUCGGCAACUAAAAUCACGAGAAGUAGUUCUUGAAGUUGGGGUUGUCAGUGAUUUAUGCCGCCAUUUGAGGAAGACACUUCAGGCUGCAAUUGAAUCAGUUGGACAGCAACAAACUGAAUGUUAUACCUCACUUCAAAAUUCUAUUGAGGAUUGCCUGUUAGAGAUUGCUAAAGGGGUCAGUGAUGCAUGUUCACUAUUCGACAUGAUGGCGAUAUCAUUGGAGAAGCUUCCCACUAAUGCAGUUGUUGCAAGGGCAACAAUCGGAUCUUUGUUGAUUCUUGCUCAUAUUAUAUCCUUAGCAUCCUUUAAUUCAAAGUCUGAGUUGGUGCUUCCAGAGGUGCUUCUGCUGCAGCUUCUCAAGGCUAUGAUGCAUCCAGAUGUCGAAACUCGAGUGGGCGCUCACCAGAUAUUUUCGGCUGUGCUUAUCCGAACUCCAAAUCAUCCAAGGCAAGGAUUAGAGUAUCCAUAUGAACCAAGGAAGUGGAACUCCAAAACUUCAUCAGCGUUUGCCUCAGCUACCGCUUUACUUGAAAAACUCCGAAAGGGAAAGGAAUGCAUGGAUGUAGAUAAGCAAUUAAAUGACACCGCAGAUGACAUCAAGGAAAAGGAAAUUGUCUGGAAAGGUUCACCGAAUGUUUAUAAAAUGAAUUAUGCAAUUAUGGAUAAAAGUGGAACUUCCACUCCCCCUCUGGAAACUAAAAUUAUCAUGUUAACUGAAGAACAAACUGCACAAUUACUAUCCGCAUUCUGGUUGCAAGCCAUUCAGCCAGAUAACCUCCCUUCAAAUUUCGAGGCGAUUGCUCAUUCAUUCAGCCUGACUCUUGUUUCUUCCCGUCUAAAGAACUCAAACUAUAGCAAUACAAUCCGUGCCUUUCAGCUAUGCUUCUCUCUUAGAAAUGCUGCUUUCGAUUCUAGUGGUAUCCUGGCACCUUGUUACCGAAGAUCACUUUUCACACUAGCAACUGGAAUGCUGGGUUUUGCUGGGAAAAUAUAUCAGAUACCCGAGCUAAUUGAUCCGCAUAAAUAUUUGUUAUCUUGCAUUGUUGACCCAUAUUUAGGAGUUGGUGAUGACAUGCAAGUUUAUACAAAGUACCAAGCAGAUAUAAAGGACUACGGUUCUGACUUUGAUCAGCAAGCAGCGACAUCUUCCCUGAUUAACUUGAGAAAAGUAGUGAGCGAGACUGAGGAACAUAUAUUCGACAUCAUAGUUCGAGUCCUCGCCUCUUCAACCGGUCUUGAAAUGGAUGAGUUGUCUAAACAACUGUCUGAAACUUUCAUCCCAGAGGAUGAUCUCUUAUUUUGUGCCAAUCCGAGCCUUGACUGGAAAACCAUCAAAGCUCUUGCAACAUGUGACGAAACUCUUUCCUUUGAUGAGGAACGUUCAAGGUCUUCGUCAAUGGAUGCUGACAUGAUUGCAGAAUCCCCGGCCACCGAUUUAUUGAGGUUCAUCCCGAAGAUGCCUGCACCAAUCUUGCCUCAAGUCAUCAGUGUUGGGCAGCUACUAGAAUCUGCACUACAUGUGGCCGGUCAAGUUGCUGGUUCAUCAAUCUCAACCUCACCUCUGCCUUACGGCGCAAUGGCCAGUCAAUGUGAAGCACUGGGAAUGGGGACUCGAAAGAAGCUAUCAAGUUGGCUCGGCAAUGGCCAUGAAUCCAUCCCUGAGAAACCGACAAUCAUUGGGAAGAUGAACUCGGAGAAGUCAAAGCCGGGAAGUUAUGUUCCGUCAGAACCAUGGGUGGCUUUGAGGCUGCCUCCGGCGAGUCCCUUUGAUAAUUUCUUGAAAGCGGCCGGAUGCUAAUCUGCUGAACACCGGCUUUUUCUCUUGAUCUUUACUUCUCUAUGAACUCAUUAAUGUAUGUUUUAUGUUGUUCCUAGCUGGGAUUAGAAUUGGACUUGUUUUUCUCAGUAGUUGUUAUUCAUAAUACUGAAGUAAUGCUGUUAGUUCCUGGACAUUGUAUUGUUAUUUGCAGAUCAAUUCUCAUUCUCUUCUUGUGUGUA
Dioscorea cayenensis subsp. rotundata (Guinea yam) is the source of this 3297-nucleotide messenger RNA. RefSeq names its product protein SEMI-ROLLED LEAF 2. Lineage: Eukaryota; Viridiplantae; Streptophyta; Magnoliopsida; Dioscoreales; Dioscoreaceae. The transcript has 20 exons. The record is from RefSeq and is a predicted model, not a curated record. Bases 179 to 3097 code for a protein of 972 amino acids.